AUGCAGUUACCACCUGUCCGAGGACAUCAAGUAUUCCAACAACCAGAGCACAUGAAACCUGCUACACAUUUAUGGCGGCUAUUCCGCCUGGUUAAACUCAAACAAAAUAUGCGCCAACAAGGAGACACAACGUUUAUAGAUGUGCUUAACGCCCUAAGAGUUGGAGAAUUAACAUCUAAGCAUAUGGAAGUUCUUUUAAGUAAAGUGUCAACAGAUGCUACUGAUGAAUUUUCGAUCGAGAGAGCUUUGAGAAUAUAUCCAACAAAUGACCAAGUUGCUAGACACAACGAAAAAGUUCUCCAGAGUUUUGAGGAUAAAGGGACUACGAUUUAUACAAUUAAUGCACAAGACCAACUCAUCGAUGCUACACGAAAUUUAGGUAAUACAAGUUUAGACUCUGUUAUACCUAAUGAUAUCAAUAAAACAGGAGGUCUUCCUAAAGUAUUGAAAAUAUUUGUAGGAGCUAAAGUGAUGUUAAGGUCGAACAUUGAUGUGUCAAAGGGUUUAGUGAAUGGCAACAUGGGCUUCAUUACCGAAAUUAUAUAG
Cotesia glomerata is the source of this 546-nucleotide messenger RNA. Its product is annotated as ATP-dependent DNA helicase PIF1-like. The coding region runs from base 1 to 546 and encodes 181 amino acids. The record is from RefSeq and is a predicted model, not a curated record. NCBI's taxonomy places the organism in Eukaryota, Metazoa, Arthropoda, Insecta, Hymenoptera, Braconidae. The transcript has a single exon.